Molecule: messenger RNA, 873 nt
Organism: Thamnophis sirtalis
Lineage: Eukaryota; Metazoa; Chordata; Lepidosauria; Squamata; Natricidae
Source: RefSeq, a predicted model, not a curated record
AUGGUGGGUUCCUCUUACCAUCGCUACCAGUACGUUGAUCAUGGUCUGUCCAUGCACAAGACUGAUGUUAUUGUACCAAGCAACACACGCAAUGUUUUAUUGGAACGUCUGGCUCCUGAUACUCCAUAUUCAGUAAAUGUCAUUGCUUUGUAUGCUGAUGGAGAAGGGGAUCCAAGUACAGAACAGGGAAGAACAUUGCCUCGUAGUGGACCCAGGAAUAUAAGAGUAUUUGACCCAACCACAAACAGUCUUUCCGUUCAGUGGGAUCAUGCAGAUGGACCUGUGCAGCAAUAUAGAAUUAUAUAUAGUCCUGUUUCUGGGGACCCCAUAGAUGAAUAUACAACAGUACCUGGCAGAAUAAACACUGUAUUGCUACAGCCUUUGCAGUCAGAUACACCUUAUAAAAUUACAGUUGUAGCAAUUUAUGAUGAUGGAGAUGGUGGACAAGUGACAGGAAAUGGAAAAACAGUUGGGCUGAUUUCUCCUCAGAAUAUUCAUAUAUCCGAUGAAUGGUAUACUCGAUUCAGAGUGUCCUGGGAUCCUGUCACAUCUCCUAUCUUAGGAUACAAAAUUGUGUAUAAAGUUGCAGGUUCCGAUGAGCCCUUGGAGGUGUUUGUUGGAGAGGUGACUUCAUAUACUUUACACAACUUAUUGCCAAGUACCACUUACGAUGUGAAAGUAUAUGCUCAGUACGAAUCUGGACUUAGUGAACCUUUGGUUGAUCAAGGAACCACAUGUAAGACCCUCCCUCAAUAUAAGACCCUCUCACAAUAUAUUAAUGCUGACAUGAGAAUACUAAUGAUUGCAGCAAGGAAGCUUGAUCUCUUAGAAUUUGCCUGCUCGGUAGAAAAGAUGAAUUUCCUGAAGAAAUAG